Molecule: messenger RNA, 8507 nt
Organism: Pangasianodon hypophthalmus (striped catfish)
Lineage: Eukaryota; Metazoa; Chordata; Actinopteri; Siluriformes; Pangasiidae
Gene: dock8
Product: dedicator of cytokinesis 8
Exons: 47
Coding region: 598-6651 (2017 amino acids)
Biological process (GO): positive regulation of T cell migration; positive regulation of establishment of T cell polarity; positive regulation of GTPase activity
Cellular component (GO): cell leading edge
Molecular function (GO): guanyl-nucleotide exchange factor activity
Source: RefSeq, a predicted model, not a curated record
AAGCUUUAAUCUCUUUUUAAUCUCUAUAAUAAACAAUUAUAUAUUAGGCACGCUCACUAAACCAUGUUGUAGGUCACAAGAUUUAGUACAAACUAAUACAUUAUUAAUUUACAAAAUUAUUCCUAUAGUAUACAGUUUAUUGUUGAGUAACCUAUGUUAUGUAUUUCCGAGACAGGUUUUAUAUAUUUCAGUUAUUAUUUGGCAGCGUAUGUCCAUUAUUACACUACUCUUAUGCUUGUAUUAUAAAUGUGACAUAAAGUCACCAGAAAAGGCAGUUAUUGUAAAUGUGUGCAUGGCCAUAAAUUGUUAAAAUCCUAACGACACCUGCUGGAAACGUCUGUCCCUGUCUAGAUAAUGUGCUUCUGCAUUUUCACCAGAACUGGUAAGGAAGUGGUGAUGACAUCACAUCCUCUUAUCAGAUGUCUAACUGUAUGGUGUGUCGCUUACCAGCUUAUAGAGGAAGACUUGUGGAGAAACAAGCAACCAAGGUUUUUAUUUCCGGCAUCGCCAUUUUGUUGCUCGCCCUAUUGCUGGCUGUGAAGACGCCGGCCUCAGUCAUAUGACGCAGUGGAGCCGGUGGAUGUGGAGGAAUUCCUGAUGACACAGCUGCGCAGCGGAGAUGCCGAGCUCAUGCAGGAGCUGGGCGAAUUCCCUGAUGAUGACCUGGAGGUGGAUUUAGCGGACAGGGAAUGUCGAACUGCCUACCACUCUGUCCCCGAGGAGGGGGUGGAACUGGAUCCCCAUGUGAGAGACUGUGUGCAAAGUUACACUCAGCCUUGGCUAGUGGUCAACAGAAGAUGCCAAGGGGAUGGAUGGAGUGCGUACUCGGAGAGGACAGGCUUUCACAAACUACUUCAGAAGCAAAUAUUCGAGUCUGACGUCCAACCAGAGAAACAGGAGCAACCGGUGAAGUCUCCGUCUUUGGCAGUGUUAUGUGAUGACGACAGCGCUCGCAGCACUCUCACCUCCUCUGAUUUUGACCUCCGGGGCCUUCAGCCGGACCCUCGUCUUGACAACCUCCUGCAGUUCAGUAACUCUGAGGAGCUUGACCGCUUUAACCUUGAAGCCAGACAGAACAACCGCCAUCCUGAACUUUUCGCUCUCUAUCCACCUACUGAUGAGGAAGAUGCAGUGGAAAUUCGUCCCAUUCCUGACUGUCCAAAGGAGCACAUGGGCCUCAGGAUGCUAGUGCGAUGCCAGGCCAUCAAGUUUGAAAUUGAGAUCGAGCCCAUUUUUGCCACCAUGGCCUUGUAUGACCUGAAAGAAAAGAAGAAGAUUUCAGAGAACUUCCACUGUGAUCUAAACACAGAUCAAAUGAAAGGCUUACUGCGCUCCCACACCCCUAGUGUUGACAUCUCCACACUGGCAAAGGCUGCCAUUUUCUCCAUCUCCUACCCUUCUCCAGACAUCUACCUGGUCAUUAAGUUAGAGAAAGUCCUGCAGCAGGGGGACAUUGGAGAUUGUGCAGAACCAUACAUAGGAAUGAGUGAGAGCACCAAGAACAAAGACAAACUGGAGAAGCUUCGAAGUCAGGCAGAGAACUUCUGUCAGAGGUUGGGUCGGUACAGGAUGCCCUUCGCCUUUGGUACAGCCAACAUCAUGAGUGCGAUCAGCACACCCACACUGGAUCGUGACAUGACCGACUCAGAUAGCAUCAAUGGCAAGAACAAUAUGGAUAAGAAGGCUUACCUGCCCAGACGCAACUCAGAGAGGUUCACCACCCUGGAGGACCAGUCCAACCUGUCCAGCUUCAAACCUGCCAUCAUAACCAUUCAGUCCAUUUUCAAACAGGAAGGGGAGCGUCUCAGUGAUGAAGACUUAUUUAAGUUCCUGGCUGACGUAAAGAGGACGUCCACUAUUCAGCGACGGGUCAAGAUAAUACCAGGCUUUCUGAAGGUAGAGGUGACCCCAGUGCCAGAUACAGUGAUGCCAUGUCUGUCUCCUGAGCUUAUCCCCAUUAAACCUGUAUCAGAGAAAAACCUGCGACCUAUCAAAGAAUUGCUUGAGUUUCCGUCCAACGAUGUCUACGUCCCUCACUGCAUAUACAGAAACCUGCUGUUUGUGUAUCCUCAGAGGCUCAACUUUGGCCAUCGAACGUUGACAUCUGCCAAGAAUAUUACCAUAAAGAUCCAGUUCAUGAAUGGAGAGGAGCCACUGCCUGUUAUAUUUGGGAAAUCAAGUGGUCCAGAGUUUCUCUCAGAGAUCUACACCCCAGUCACCUACCAUAACAAAUCUCCAGAUUUUUAUGAAGAGGUGAAGAUCCGGCUGCCGGCUCGUCUGACCGAGAGACACCACCUGCUCUUCUCCUUCUUCCACAUCAGCUGCCAGCAGAAGCAGAACCAGAGCGGCAGCGUGGAGACUCUCAUCGGAUACUCAUGGUUACCUAUGCUCAAUAAUGAAAGGCUGCAGAUGGGAGCUUUCUGUUUGCCCAUUGUUCUUGAACGUCUUCCUGUGAACUACUUGCUACAUUCUCCUGAGAAAUUGCCAAUCCAGGUUCCACCAGUCAAGUGGAUUGAUGGUCAUAAAGGAAUUUUCAGCUUGGAAAUUAAGGCUGUGUCUUCAGUUCAUACACAGGAGAGUCACCUGGAGCGCUUCUUCACUCUGUGCCAUGCUCUGGAGGGGAAGGCUACAUUCCCUAUCCGCGUAGGGGAUGAGAAAGUGCCAGAAAACAAGCUGGAGCAUGAGCUAAAGCUCAGCAUCAUCUCCCUGUCCUCCUCCGAGCUGGAGCCACUUGUACUCUUUCUCCACCUGGUCCUGGACAAGCUGUUCUGCCUCAUCAUGCAGCCGAUGGUCAUCGCUGGCCAGACCGCAAAUCUGGCACAGAUAGCGUUUGAGUCAGUGGUGUCCGUAGUGAACAGCCUUCAUAACAGUCAGGAACUGGCCAAGGACCACCAAGGCAGGAACUGUCUCCUAGCAACCUACCUCUACUAUGUGUUCCGGUUGCCAGAUACUCCGCAGGAAGUCAUUAACACAGGUGCAUUGGUACAGGAGAGCAGAUACAGCACUAUGGGCCGAGCCACAGCCACAAGCGUCGGCAGCAUGCUGCUCCAAUCUCGCGUCCGCUCCAGCAGCAACCCCGAUAUUCCUGCUCCACAGAGCUCAGAGGACGCUGAGGUGAAGAGCAUACUGGUUGAGAAGGGUAUGAAUCAUCCCGGCAGCAGGAUGUCCACUUUUAUUGAUGUUACCAAUCGUUAUCAAAUUUCCGCUAGUAGCACGCGGCCCUCAAACAGAAAGCAAUUUCAUGAAGAGCUGGCUCUUCAAAUGGUGGUGAGCACCGGCGUCUGCAGAGAGAACGUGUAUAAAUACGCCUGGUUCUUCUUUGAGCUGCUGGUGAAAAGUAUGGCUCAGCAUGUCUCUCAAAUGGACAAGCAGGGAGUGUCUCGCAAAAAUCGCUUUUCUGACCGCUUCAAGGAUGACAUCACCACCAUCGUCAACGUGGUGACGGCUGAAAUUGGCACUAUACUGGUGAAACAGCAGAAGGAACAGGAGCAGGCUGAAAAGGUGAACAUUAGUCUGGCAUUUUUCAUUUAUGACCUGAUGUCUCUCAUGGACAGAGGCUUUGUCUUCAACCUGGUUAGGAACUACUGCAACCAGAUGUCAGCAAAGAGUGUGUCCAUGUCGACUCUGAUCACCAUGAGGCUGGAGUUUUUGAGAGUGCUCUGCAGUCAUGAGCACUACCUGAACCUGAGCCUGUACUUCAGUAGCCCUGCGUCUGCUCCCACGUCCCCUUCCCCGUCUGUCACUUCACAGACCUCGAGUUCAUGUAGUUUGCCGGACCAGAAGAUUGCAGCCAUGUUUGAUCUGACUCAGGAGUUCAAACAGCAGCACUAUCUGACUGGCCUGCUGCUGACCGAACUCAGUGCGGCUCUCGAUAUGGAAUCAGAAGGAAGUAAGGUGCAGCGCAAGGCCAUAAAUGCCACAUACAGCCUACUGUGUGCUCAUGAUUUGGACCCUCGGUGCACAAGGUCAGAAGUCAGGACUAAGAUUGCUGCUCUUUACCUCCCCCUGGUGGGCAUCAUCAUCGACUCCCUCAACUACCUGGACUUCACAGUUUCUGAAUCACGUGGCAACAAGGCCAAAUCCAGCGGGCCAGAGGACGACUUUGAAAAUGUAACUCCUAUCAAUCAGUCUGUUGCCAUGGCAAUCGCAGGAAACCCGUUCAACACCUUGGCGAGAAACGCACUUGUGUCCAUGGCCUCUGUGUCAGGUAGAAGCUGUAGCACGCUCUCUGCAGAGACCAGCCGUAAUCUGCUGGUGUGUUUCUUGUGGAUCAUGAAGAAUGCAGACCAGAGCCUGAUCCAGCGUUGGAUAGUGGACAUAUCCCCUUCUCAGCUCAGUCGCCUCCUCGAGCUCCUCACUAUCUGCACCUCCUGCUUUGACUACAGGGGGAAACAGAGCUCAGAUAAAGUGAGUGUGCAGGCCCUGCAGAAGUCUCAACAGGCUAAAGCUCGUCUGGAAGAGGCACUACUGGGAGGCCUGGGAGCGAGGGGAGAGAUGAUGAAGAGGGUGGGAGCUAAUGACCGGACUCUGGGCCAGAGAGAGAACCUGCGCUGGAGGAAAGACCUCACACAGUGGCGCCAGACCAACGACAGACAGGACAAAUCUAAAGCUGAGUUGGACCAGGAGGCCAUAAUCAGUGGGAAUCUGGCCACUGAGGCCAACCUCAUAGUCUUAGACCUGCUGGAGAUCAUUGUGCAGACUGCACCACUAGCAGACUAUAAGGAUAGUGCGGUUGGUGGAGUUCUGAGGGUUCUGCUGCACUCACUAACAUGCAGUCAGAGCACCUGGUAUCUAUCUCACUGCUUCAGCACAAUCCGAGCUCUCAUUGUGAAGUUCGGGGACAUGUUGUUCGAGGAGGAGGCCGAGCAGUGUGCAGAUCUGUGCCAGAAAGUGCUUCAGUACUGCAGCAGCUGUGUGGACAGCAACAGGAGCCAGGCCUGUGCUACACUCUACCUCAUCAUGAGAUACAGCUUUAGUUCCGCCAGCAAUUUCUCUAGAGUGAAGAUGCAGGUGACCAUGUCGUUGGCGUCUCUAGUAGGAAAGUCCUCGGAUGUGCAUGAGGAGUACCUGCGCCGCUCUUUUCGCACCAUUCUAGCCUAUGCAGAAGAAGACACAGAGAUGCAAUCCACACAGCUGCCUUCACAGGUGGAUGAACUUCUGAGGAAUCUAAACAGCAUCCUUUCAGACACAGUCAAAAUGAAAGAGUUUCAAGAAGAUCCUGAAAUGCUAAUGGACCUUAUGUAUAGGAUCGCGAAGGGCUACCAGACGUCACCUGAUCUGCGCCUGACCUGGCUCCAGAACAUGGCAGAGAAGCAUAAUGGCAGGAAGUGCUUCACUGAGUCAGCAAUGUGUCUGGUGCAUGCUGCUGCCCUAGUGGCUGAGUACCUCAGCAUGCUAGAGGACCACAAGUACCUGCCUGUAGGCAGCGUCACCUUCCAAAACAUCUCCCCUAAUGUUCUGGAGGAGUCGGCGGUGUCAGAUGAUAUCCUGUCCCCAGAUGAGGACGGAGUUUGUUCAGGACGGUACUUCACAGAGAACGGUCUGGUGGGGCUUCUUGAGCAGGCUGCAGAACUCUUUAGCAAUGGUGGAUUAUAUGAGGCAGUGAAUGAGGUGUAUAAGAUCAUCAUUCCCAUACUGGAGGCCCACAGAGAUUUCCGGAAACUGGCCACCACUCACGACAACCUAAAAAGAGCUUUUGAGAACGUCGUUCAGAAGGGUCCUAAGAGGAUGUUUGGGACAUAUUUCCGCGUGGCAUUUUUUGGCUCGAAGUUUGGAGAUCUCGAUGAGCGAGAGUUCAUUUAUAAAGAACCAGGAAUCACACAUCUCCCUGAGAUCUCCCACAGACUAGAAAAUUUCUACAGACAGUGUUUGGGAGACGGUGUUCUGGAAAUGAUCAAGGAUUCCACACCUGUAGACAGAAACAAACUGAAUCCCAACAAGGCAUAUAUUCAGAUCACGUUUGUGGAGCCGUACUUUGACGGCUAUGAGAUGAAAGAUCGUAUGACCAACUUUGAGAAGAACUUCAACCUGCGCCGGUUCAUGUACACCACCCCGUUCACCAAGAGCGGACGGCCUCGAGGAGAGCUGAACGAGCAGUACAAAAGGAAGACCAUCCUCACCACACAGCACGCUUUCCCUUAUGUGAAGACGCGAAUCAAUGUCAUUCAGAAGGAGGAGUUUGACCUCACUCCGAUUGAGGUGGCUAUCGAAGACAUGCAGAACAAAACUCGCGAGCUGGCUAUCGCCACACACAAAGAGAAGCCUGACCCCAAGAUGCUGCAGAUGGUCUUGCAGGGCUCUGUAACAGCUACAGUUAACCAGGGACCAUUAGAGGUAGCCCAGGUCUUUUUGAAUGAAAUCCCAGCAGACCCCAAACUCUACCGUCAUCACAACAAACUGCGUCUGUGUUUCAAAGAGUUCAUCCUACGGUGUGGCGAGGCAGUCGAGAAGAACAAGCUCCUGAUCACACCAGACCAGCGAGAGUAUCAGCAUGAGCUGAAGAAGAACUACAAUAAGCUGAGGGAGAACCUGAGGCCCAUGCUGGAGAGGAAGAUCCCUGAGCUCUACAAGCCCAUCAUCAAACCCCGUUUGGAGAACAGGGACUCAAUCAAACGACUCAGCUUCCGGCGGAUUCCGGAGGACAGUACAUGAUGUCAUGAGAAUGGAGGAGAUGAGAGGAGAAGGUUCUCAAAGAGAGGGAGUUUCACAAUUUGGAGUGGAAGAGCAGCUCCACUGGUGACUUGAUGCCUUGAGCAGGGUUUCAUGCACAGUAUUAAAUAUUAGUUUAUGUUCAAAUUGUCAAAGUGAAUGUUGAUAUUUUUCAGUACCUUUGUUGUCCCCUACAUUUGUCUUGACUUGCUGUUGUCCCACUAAAUACUUUUAGGUAUCAUUUUAGCUGGUAGGCUUUGGGUAGUAUCUAAAAAAAACUAUCAGGUGAUUAACAACCUGAUUGGAUUUGAAUCAUGAUAAGAUCAAACAUACAGCCAUGGGAAAAAGAAAGUACCCCCUCUUUCAAUUCUGUUUUUUUUUUUUUUUUUUUUUUUUUUUUUUAAAUCAGCACCUAAAUAACAAUUAUGUAGUCCUCACCAACUUCUAUAAACAAACAAAUUACCUCAGGUGACAACAAAAAAAUACAAUAGAUUUAAAUGUGUAGUGAUUUUUCCCAAUAAACCAACAUUCCAGGUAGGAAAAAAUAAGUACACCCUAUAAGUCAGUAACAUGUAGACCCAACUUUAGCAACAAUAACCUGGUAGAAGUUGGUGAGAACCACACAACUGUUAUUUAGGCCCUGAUAAUGAAAAACAUAGAAUUGAAGGAGGGUGUACUUUCUACUUUCCAUGACUGUAUAUACAAAUAACUUGGGGUGAAAUACCUCAGAGUGCAAAUAAACAUAUAUACAAAAAUCUACAGGAUAUACAGGUAUCUAUAGUCUAGUGGAGUAAAAUGAGUGAAUAUUAAAAAAAAAACAAAAGAUACUGACAGUGCAAACAGACUGUCCACAUUUAAGCAGAAUGAAGGGAGGCUAAACAGAGACAGCUUACAUAUCCCCAGGAAAGAAAGGCAUGUGCAAGGAUUUGUGUAAAGCCCUCCUGCAGUAAGACAUGAGCAUCCUCCGAGCUGCGUGUGUUCUGCUGCACACUCAACGCCUCGUCGAGCAGAUGGGAGGAAUUUCUCACGGUGGUUGAGAGCUGAGCCAGUGAAGUGAAAGGACUGGAAUUUUGUGUACAUGACGCUGCACAGAAACAACUUUCAGCAGUGUUGGAAAUGUUAACAUUUGAACUAGAUGUACUGAAAUCCUUAAAUCCCAUUGUGGAAGCUCUCUUUAUUUAGCUCAAUUUUAAUGAAAGAACUGCUUGUGAAAAUCAUGUCUAUACGAGAUUUACAAACUGCCCCUGGUUACAUUAGACAUGGAUUCUUUAUUCUUCAUGCUUUUACUGCAACAAUAUAAUAUAUAUUUUUAGUAGAGAUAUAUGAAAUACAUGUAUAUAUGUUUUAUUUAUAGGAAGUUGUAGUUUUGAUUCUCACUGGUACGAGCAGCAUUUGCUGUCGUGUGCCAAUUCACAUGUCCUCAUUACCUAAUAUUUUUGGAGUACGUCAGUAUCAUAAAAGAAAUAAGUCAACGGUGGUUUAAAAAAAAUGAUAAAGCACAGUGGGUGAGGUAAACAAAUAUUGUUUUUUGUAUAUUUUCUGUAUUUUUAUUAACAGGAAGUGUCAUUUGUUCAGGAGCAUUUUGGUUGGAUUUUGUUUUUAUUUGUGCCAAUUAUGAAAAAUUUGCCAGUUUAGUCAUACGUAACACCGCAGAUUGCAGCUUACCUUUUGUUUGGAAAGUAAUCUGUUUAGUUAUGAACAUACAUUCAUACUUUCUGUUACACAUGUUGCUGCUCUUAACACUGUGAGAACUGUAUGGCCUUUCGUGUGUUUCUCCAGCACAAUGUGGAUGUAAAUUUAUUUUGUAUCAUAAUAUUCCAGUGCACUCAAUAAAAAAAUGUAGCUGUUGACUUUACAAA